GUUACGUAAUCAGUGAUGGUUCAUGUUCCCCGUGUACACUGUUCCGAGGAUUUGUGCGAAUCCUAAAUAGAUAAAUACAUUUUUUUGUUUCUCAUCAUGAAUUAAGUAAUUUGUUGUUAUUUUCGUUUGCACUAAGUACUAAUGUUUAUAAAAUGCCAGUUGAUUUUCGGGACUGUUUUUGGGGUGAAGGAAACAAUGGGUUUGAUGUACUGUACCGUAACAUGAAAUAUGGCUAUGUAGUUACUAAAGAUUUAGCAGAAUUUUUUAAAGAAAGGUCAGUUAUAGAAGAAACAAAUUCUAAAUUGUUAUCAAAGUUAGCAAAACAUGCUAGUAAUUGCUGUUCACAAGGGAGCUUUGCUCCUUUAUGGGCAAUUCUCAAGACUUCCACAGAAAAAUUAGCAACUCUGCAUAUGCAAAUGGUUCAAAGGUUCCAAGAGCUUAUCAAAGAUGUUAUAAAGUAUUCUGAGGAUCAACAUAAAAGGCAUAAAAUAUGUAAAGAAGAAGAAUCUGGUACGAGUGAUGUUGUACAAAAUAUUCAACAAACUACAAUUUCUCUGCAGAAGGCUAAGGAAGCAUUUAAUGCUAGAUCUAUAGAAUAUGAGAAGUUGAAAAGAGAAAAUGCAUCUCUAAAAGAUCUAGAAAAGGCAGAGUUGAAGUGUAAGAAAGCAUGUGAAGAUUACAAGUCGUAUAUUGAAAAAUACAGCCUUGUCCGUGAAGAUUUUGAAAAGAAAAUGAUGGUUUCUUGUGAGCACUUUCAAAAUAUAGAAGAAGCGCAUAUCAAGCAAAUCAAAAUAUUCUUGUCUAAUUAUGCUCAUGUCCUGGAGAGUGGUCAUGCAUUAAUAGGACAGGUAUAUGUUGAAUUUGUUGAGCAAUGUAAUGAGAUGGAUGUAAACAAACUUCUGGAAUAUUUGGUCAAUGAAAGAGGCACAGGAUCUGACAGGCCAGGUGCUGUUAUCUUUGAAGAAGCUGAUCUUUCACCAUUGGGUCAGUGCAAUUCUCCUGAUUCAUCAGAAAACCAGGGUGAGGAGAAGACUUACAAAAAAGAAGGUAAAAAAAUGUCACUUCAUCGCAAAAGCAAACCAUCCCGCCGAACUACCUCCUUACUGGACUUGUUUUUUUCAUCAUCCCUUGGUAACUCUGAACCAAGUGGAGAGCCUAACUCUACAACAGCUAAUAGUCAGAGUGAUGGCACUGAAACUGCAACAUCUAAGUCAACUCCCCCAGUUAGUAAUGCCCUGAAUAGGACAAACUUCCGAGCCUCAAAAUACUGGCAAUCUUAUUGGAACUCCUGGAGUUCAGGGUUUCUAAAAAGUAAAAGAGAUAAAAGAAAAGAAAAGAAGAAAAAGAAAAUGAAUGGUUCCAAAGAGGAUUCAGUAACAAGUGGGGAUGACAAAGAUUCUCAAGAUCGAGUCCCAACCAGCCCGCAAAUUGAUGCUGAGGGUUUUACCAUCAGACCUCAAGAAAGGAAUCAAGAUUAUAUGAAGGAUGAUUUUUAUUCCAGUUCUGAUAACGAUUCAGAUGAUGAUCGAGUGGGAAGGAUACACAUUGAAAUCAAACCUGUGAGCAAUAGCACUGGUAUGAGUGCUAGUAUUGAUGAGCUUAUAGCUACAGUUGGUACCUUUUCUUUAUCACCUGAUCCACAGCGCACAGCAAAUAGACCUGCUAGCAGUGCUGCUUCUACUCCUGAUGAAGGUCCAUUAAAACGGUCGAUUUCAAUGUCGAAUCCUCUAAAUAAAGCUGAUGGUGAUAUCUUCAGCAUUUUCAGUCCGAGUGCGUCGAGUGCCUCCACACCUACUAGCUCUGCUGUAGGAGGAUUUCCAAGUCCUCCAAUUAGUGUUACCAACUCCAAAGCUCCUUCUUCUGCUGAUAUGACUCAGAAUUCAGAUUCAAAGUAUUCUGUAUUAGGUGAAACAUCUUCAGAAGUUGAGCCUGAAUUGAUCAAUAACACUGCCGAAGUGCAAAAGCCAAUCUCCACAAGUCGAGGUGGGACUCCUACAGGGUCAAUAAUACCACAUGCGCUUCCACGUCCCCCUUCGAGAAGAGCCUUUGAAGCUUCAACUCGAGGUCGUAUGUCUCCCCUUCCCUAUGCAAUGACCAGAACAGAGAGCAUUGGAAGUCUGACCAGUGAUUUCAAAACUACAUCCAUGCCUGUUGGAUCUUCAAGAGGUCCUUCGCCAUUGACUAUAGGCAUGAGUGACACCAUUCCGUUAGCUGUGGCAUUUAAUGAAAUUGUAAAUGCAUGCUUCAAAGGAACUGAUGAAUUAAGAUGUCAAGUUCGUUUAAUGGGUGAUAUGAAAGUGUCUUUUCCAGCUGGAAUUGUUCAGGUUCUUGCUAAUAAUCCUUCCCCUGCUCAUCUCAUUUUCCGUUUAUCCAAAGCCAGUAAACUUGAAAAUAUACUGCCAAAUAAACAACUUAUAACCUUGGAUGCUAGUCAAAGUACGAAGGAGCAAUAUGUGUAUGACUUCAACAUGCAAGCCUUGACUGGUUUACUAAGGAAGCAGUAUGAACAAACUCCAUCAGCUUCCUACUUCAAUAUCGAUAUUCUAAAGUACCAUAUCAAAGCUCUACAGGGAGCUAAAAGCACUCCAUUACAUCUUGUGGCAUAUUGGAAAUGUGAACCAUCUUCUACCGAUCUAAGAAUCGACUACAAGUACAAUUCUUCAUCAAUGGCAACAUCAUCUGGUUUGUCAAAUAUUAACAUCAUAGUUCCUGUUAAUGGUGGUGUCACUGAUGUGCAGUCAAAACCUAAAGUUAUAUGGAAUAGUGAUACUAGCCGUGCUAUGUGGAAGAUCCCAGAGUUGUCUCAUACCUCUGAGGGUGGUGGGUUAGGUUCUCUUAGAGCUCAUUUUGAUUUGAGUUCUGGACCUUCCACCCCUUGUGCUCUAGCUGCUCAGUUUCUUUGUAGUAAUGCUUCCUUGUCUGGAGCAGAUUUUGAACUUGUCGGUUUAGGAUAUCGCCUGUCAUUAGUCAAGAAACAGGUGAUUGCUGGCAAAUACCUGUGUGAGGCAGAUUGUGUAACCAGUAACUCUGCAUAAUAGUACAUUCUAUUCUCAUCUGUAAAAUCAUUCCAUUGGUGAUAUGCAAUGAAGCCAAUAAUGUGUUCUAUUACACAGUGCAAAGAAAUAGUCUUCAUCUGAACUCUGAGUUUAUGGAAACGGAAAAGGAAUGGCCAAAAAUCAUUGUAAAUAAGCCCCUUCUUACCAUUUUGCAAGUUAAAAAAAAUGCCCCAACAUGUACCGUUGGCUGGUGGAAUGAUCAUAAAAAGAUUUAUGACUUUUGCUGUGAAAGCUUUAGCAUUCACUGCAUUAGGGCAUGCACCUUUUUUUCUUCUCUAAAUCUAUGCAAAUCUCUAUUUAACAUGUUAUUAUACUAUGGUUGCUGAGUUUUUAUUUUAAAUGUUUAAAAAACUUUUUUUAAAAAAAAGGUGAUUUUCUGAGCCACGUUAUGUGUGCAAAUUAAGGUUUAUUUUAUGGAUAUGGGAGAACAGUAUUGUUUAAUGUAAUUUUCAAAUUUUUAUGUUAAGUUUUGUAAUUGAAUAAAUGUAAUGUAAAUAAUUAUAUUUGUAAAAAAAAAUGAGUGUAAUUUAAAUGUGAACACUGUAUAAUUGUAUAAUUAAUACAAAGUAACGAUAUCUGAAAGAUUCUCGCCAAUUUUUUAUAUUGAAAUUUUUGAAAAAUAUUAUAUUUUAUGGAUUUAUUUAAUUACUUUUAAUCAUCUCAUUGAUAGAUUUUUACAAAAUUAAAAUACUAAUUUUAGAAUCUUUAAGAAUUAAAUUAAAAGAAUGAUUGAAAUUAUUAUUGCUUAUUUACUAGCUAUAAUUAUUAUUUGUUUGCCAAGCAUGAAAUUAUUUUAAUAUUUCUCUUGCAUGCUAAUAAAUUAAUUUGUGAGAUUAUGUUAUUUAGAAUAGGCAUGUAUAUAUUAAAUGUAUACUUUGAAAUUGCUUGAGCUUGCAAACAGUUUGCAUUUGCUAAAUGAAAUACCUUUUUUUGCUGGAUAUAAUUUCACAGCAUUGGUAUUUGAAAGAAUAGGAGAAUGUAACUUAAGAUCUGAAUAUAAAUGAAAUAAUUUGCCUUAUGGAAAAGUUGGUUGGAUACUAAAAUGAUUUCUUCUGGAAUGAUAGUUUUUAUAUAUGUAACCUGCACUUCUCUUAACUUGUACCGCUUGACAGAUUUAUGUAAUUUUUAUUAGUAUAUUACAUAAUCUGAUAUUAAUUUAUGAUAUAUAAAUAUAAUGUUCAAAAAAAUAUCUACACAUGGCUUUAAUUAUUUUUGAAACUAUACAUUAGAUUUUAUUGUAAUCAAAGCUUUGAAAUUAUAAUGCUGCUUUGAAUUUUUUUAAGCUAUUUUUUUUUUGUUUAAAAAAUUACCACUGAUUGUCCUUUAGUCUAUGUGCAGGUUAGGUGCAUGUCCAGUUUGUAACACAUGAAACUGGAUGUUUGAAAUGUGAAUUCUGUACAUUUAUCUGUAAACUGCUGUUUUUUAUAAAUAUAUAUAAAAAUACCAUAUGUAAAUAUGCUCUAGUUUUUUAACUUUUGAUCUAGAUUUAUAGUGUUAUAUUUUUUGUAUUUUAUUUUGAAAGCACUAGUAAGAUUCACAUUUAAUACAAGAAACUUAUUGUUAAUGAACUCUAUAUACUUCUUGAAUUGAUAACAAAUGUUGCACGCUCAUGAUUUAUUGGCAGUGAAUUGAUUUUAAAGCACUUGCUUCCAAUAUCUUUGUUAUUGUUGAAAAUUUAUUCUUUUUAAUACAUAUUAUAUCUCUAUUAUGCAAGCAUUAUUAUUGCUGCUUUAUUUACCUUAUAAAUUUGCUGGCCAAAAUCUUUUAAAUUAUAUUAUCUAAUUUGCAAAUCUAGUAUUUUUGAGUACCAUAUAUUUCACCAUUUGUAGCUUGUUAUUGUUAAGCUUUAUAUAUUAUAAAUUUUUUAAGCUAAUAUCUUAUUUAUAUCUAAUUAACACCCUAUUUUCUUUUACCUUCCCACAUUUUCUUAAGCUUUUGGAUUAAAUAAAUAUGCAAAAAUUAUAUAGUUUUGCAUUUAGAAAAUGUCUUCAUGAUGCAGU
Molecule: messenger RNA, 5056 nt
Organism: Argiope bruennichi
Lineage: Eukaryota; Metazoa; Arthropoda; Arachnida; Araneae; Araneidae
Product: F-BAR domain only protein 2-like
Exons: 27
Coding region: 153-3035 (960 amino acids)
Biological process (GO): clathrin coat assembly; clathrin-dependent endocytosis
Cellular component (GO): plasma membrane; clathrin-coated vesicle; clathrin-coated pit
Source: RefSeq, a predicted model, not a curated record